Molecule: messenger RNA, 856 nt
Organism: Diachasmimorpha longicaudata
Lineage: Eukaryota; Metazoa; Arthropoda; Insecta; Hymenoptera; Braconidae
Gene: Pfdn5
Product: prefoldin subunit 5
Exons: 2
Coding region: 150-626 (158 amino acids)
Biological process (GO): protein folding; RNA polymerase I assembly; RNA polymerase II core complex assembly
Cellular component (GO): prefoldin complex; cytoplasm
Source: RefSeq, a predicted model, not a curated record
CCUAAGCAGUUUGUAUCACCUCGGGACUGUCUUUUUCUCUUGCCGUAUUCGGUUAUAUUAUCGUGGAAGUCGUUGUCCGGCUGGAAUUCUGUGAGAAAAGGGAUUUGGUGUUGAAUAAGUGACUUUGUAAGACUGUUUUGCGGUGAGAAAUGGCCACGAUAACGUCCCAGGAGGCACCUCAUCUCCAGCAAAUCGACCUGACCAAGUGCAAUGUCGAUCAACUGAUGUUGCUGAAGCGACAACUUGACACGGAAAUCGAGGUGUUUCAGGACUCCAUUCGAAGGUUAAAGCUGGCCCAAAAUAAGUUCCAACAGUCUGGACAUUGUCUCGAUAAAGUUAAUGCUGAGAUCAAAGGAAAAGAAAUUCUCGUUCCUCUCACAGAAUCAAUGUACGUGCCGGGAAGAGUAUCAGACACCGAGAAUGUCCUCGUAGACGUUGGAACUGGUUAUUUCAUUGAGAAACCUGUGGACGAUGCGAAGGAUUAUUUCAAGCGUAGAGUAGCGUAUGUCACCGAACAAAUAGAAAAAAUUCAAGUUCUGGCGACGGAGAAGCUGAAUAUCUGCACUGCCACUAUGGAGGUCAUAAGAAUGAAGAUUCAGGGACAGGAGCAGAAGGCAGGGGCAUAAAAUCAUCACAAAUGAUUUAGAAUUCAAUUUUUCUAUAUCAAUGGCCUCGAUCAUUCGUCCAUAAUGGAUUAAAAUUUAUUUUGCCAAAACUCAGGAUUCUUCAUUACAUUUUUUAGAGAAAAUUGUUUUGCCACAUUUGAUUAAGCGAAUUUAUUAAAAUCCAAUCAUGGUUUUAUCUACUAUAUGCAUUUUAUAACGUUCAAAUGUCGUUUAUUAAAUAUACUACAGUA